Messenger RNA from Aedes albopictus (Asian tiger mosquito), 2159 nucleotides. Its product is annotated as traB domain-containing protein. The coding region runs from base 238 to 1800 and encodes 520 amino acids. The record is from RefSeq and is a predicted model, not a curated record. Lineage: Eukaryota; Metazoa; Arthropoda; Insecta; Diptera; Culicidae. The transcript has 4 exons.
ACCAAAACGAUUUGUUGUUGUUGCGCGAAAAAUAUACAAUUUUUAUUUUUUACACUCGUUUUAUUGCAACUGUUUAACUGCAAAUUAUUAGCAAAUUUGAACGGAAGGUUUGUUCAGCCAAAAGGAAUUGAAAUUCGGUGAAUGCCAUCAGAAAAUCAGUAGACUUUAUUCGGAAUUGGAAACAGUAAAACGGAUCACCAUCGGAAGGGCUCUAGAAAAAGUGAAAGUACGUAGAAAAUGUCCUCCCCGAUUAGUUCCGCCUCUGAGUACAACAGUGCCCUAGACGACACCAUCAACUCGUCGCUCAGUCCAGAACAGUUGGAUUUCUCGCUGACGGAAUCAGAUAUUGAAAACGUGAACAUUUCAAAAGAGUGGAACGACCUUAUGAAUCCCAAUCAGCGAAAGAAUCCAGAUGCUCGUGAGUCUUCCCGGUUGCUGCUGGACAGUCUGAAGAACAACAACAUGAACAACGCAGGACCGCCGCAGAAAAGCCCUUCCAAAUCUCUGAACAACGAAACCUUGGACAGCACACUGAGCACGGUCAGUUUGGACAUGAGUGGAGUCGGAUCCGCCAAUGGGAGCUCCACGCUUUCGUUCGUGUCCAGCUCGGAUGAGACUGGAUCCGGGCUGUUGAUGAGCGACGAGGAGGUAAGCAUUACCACCACCACCAAUGGUGGUGACCCAGUGACGACUGGGAGCAGUUCGAGCGUUACGGCUCCGAAGCCAUCGCCCGUCAGUGGAGCGACCGGAGGCGGUGGGGAUGACAGUCUGACCGCCAAGGAUUCCAAGGACACUACGCACAAUGUAUCGCUGCUGCCGGCGGAUGACGACCAACCGACGGAACCGGGACACAGCCAAAGUCAGAAGGACGCCAUCAAGAUCUAUAGCAGUUUGGAGGAAUUCGACAAGAACCUACCGGAUACAGUGACACUCCUUACCACGCCCCACGGCAGCAAGGUCUACCUGGUGGGAACGGCCCACUUUAGCGAGAGUUCUCAAAACGACGUCUCCUUGGUGAUGCGCAACGUUCAGCCCAACGUGGUCAUGCUCGAGUUGUGUCCAUCGCGUGUUCACAUCCUAAAAUACGACGAGAAAGCCCUCUUGGAGGAAGCCAAGGACAUCAACCUGGCCAAAAUCCAGAGCAUCGUCAAAACCAACGGUACCAUCAAUGGGCUUUUCUAUAUUCUCCUGCUAAACAUGAGCGCCAAAAUCACCAAGAAGCUAGGCAUGGCUCCCGGAGGUGAAUUCCGCCGGGCCGUGGACGAAGCCUCUCGCAUUCCAGAUUGUCUGAUCCAGCUGGGCGAUCGACAGAUCAACAUUACUUUGCAGAGGGCCCUACGAGGUCUUUCGCUGUGGCAAACAGUGAAGCUGAUUCCAAAGCUCCUAAUCAUGGACGACGACAUCACCGCGGAAGAGGUGGAGCAGUGCAAGCAGAAGGAUCUCCUGGAGGAGAUCAUGCUGGAGAUGGCCGGGGAGUUCCCUGCUUUCGGGCGGGUUUUCGUCGAGGAACGUGACCUCUACCUGUGCCACUCGCUGCAGUUGGCCGCCCUUCGACAGGAACUUCCCAACGGAACGGUGCGACCGGUGAACGUGGUCGGAGUCGUCGGAAUAGGGCACGCCGCCGGAAUUGUGAAACAGUGGGGCAAAGUGGAGAGUUCGGCGAUUGCCUCAAUCUUGACCAUUCCACCGGCCAGCUUCAGCCACCGGGCGGCCAAGUUUGUGCUCAAGUACGGCACGCUGGGUCUGUGCGCCUAUGGGGUGUUCCGGUUCGUGCGACCGCGGCUAAGCAAGUGGUUAUGAUCGGUUGUUUAUAUCCUAGUUCUCGAAGACUUUUGAGAACCUUCUUUUUUCCACUAGAGAGGGGUUGAUUUUUGGAACAUUUUUUUUUUUUCACAUCGAUUGAAAAGACAAUUUAUCACAGAAGUAAUGGUAUAGUAUUUCCGUGUCAGACGCUAGUUGUCUCUUCCGAAAAUUUGACCUGUACAGUGAUAAGGUACACCCAUUCAUGGUAAUAGCACAUGGUUAGAUCGGUUCGAAUCGUUCCGCUCGUAGCACAGUUAAGAAAAAAAACACAAAUCAAAAUAUUGUAUGAUUUGAUUCUGAAGCAUAACACGUAAAUUUCAUGUUUAGAUACUUAUUAAUAAAAAUCAUUCAACUAA